Molecule: messenger RNA, 468 nt
Organism: Magnusiomyces paraingens
Lineage: Eukaryota; Fungi; Ascomycota; Dipodascomycetes; Dipodascales; Dipodascaceae
Exons: 3
Coding region: 1-468 (155 amino acids)
Biological process (GO): tRNA threonylcarbamoyladenosine modification; telomere maintenance via recombination
Cellular component (GO): nucleus; cytosol; EKC/KEOPS complex
Source: RefSeq, a predicted model, not a curated record
AUGCAUACUCAAGAUUUUGAAGUCGUUAUAAAGGUCCCACAAUUUUCUAAUUACUUGAUUCUAAUUUCGCUUUUUGAGGAUGUUAAUAACGCGAGCGAGAUACGUUCACAACUUCUUCAUGGAAAUCCGCAAUAUGAAUAUGCCUUCGUAGACACAACAACUAUUAUGGAUGGCCUCCGAAGAUUUGGAAUAUCGGAUAACUCGAGGUCUUUUUUUGCAGUAAAAAUUAUAAAGGGAUCCACCAGUUCAGAUAAAAGCGAUGCUGGAAACCGAUCCCUUUACCAACCAUACCUUGAUUUUCUGAUUGAAAAAGUUAAAGGUAGACAGAUCCAAGUUGCUAAUUUAACAAUCGAAAAGCUUUCUGAUUUCAAAGUCAUAAAAAAAAAUUACAAGCUUUCAGCAUCACUUAUUCACCCUACACAAAUAAAUACAGCUUUAAUUAGUGCUAUAUCUUUACGUGGAGCUUAG